This is a messenger RNA of Prionailurus viverrinus (fishing cat), 2673 nucleotides long. RefSeq names its product sperm tail PG-rich repeat containing 1 (gene STPG1). NCBI's taxonomy places the organism in Eukaryota, Metazoa, Chordata, Mammalia, Carnivora, Felidae. Gene Ontology annotation, molecular function: histone binding; chromatin binding. The coding region runs from base 202 to 1176 and encodes 324 amino acids. The record is from RefSeq and is a predicted model, not a curated record. Gene Ontology annotation, biological process: epigenetic programing of male pronucleus. The transcript has 9 exons. Gene Ontology annotation, cellular component: male pronucleus; germinal vesicle; female pronucleus.
UAUGCCUGUAUUUAUAGUCAGGCCCAUGACAUCCUGUCAUGAACAGUUAUACAAGGACGUGCACCAGUAAGGUACAUCCGGACAGUGCUCCGUUCAGACCUGGGCUGCACCUGCUCUCAUCCUGGCUUCGCAGGUGCUUAGAAGAACACGUGGUAGAGUUUUUCAUCAAACAAAUGGAACGUGUCGCAGAACUUUGCUAAGAUGGAUGACUCAACACACAAAGACCAACACCCUGGCAAAAAACAUUCCAGCAAGGCCAACAAAGUACAGAAAGGUUUUACUGCUGCACAUCCAGCACAAUCCUCCUCCAUUCCUUUUAAGAACCAGACUUCAACAAUUCCAGAAUCAGAAAAAAAGGGAUUCAAUAGUCAAGCCAAAAGAUUUUAUUAUAAAAAGGAUAAUAUCCCGGGUCCUGGCUUCUACGAUGUCAUUCACCAAUCUCCGGUGUUCAACAGUGUCUCGCUGUCUAAGAAAGGGACGUGCACUUUUCCCUCUAUGCGUGCCCGACUGGACACCAUCAUUUCUAAAUACCCUGCAGCUAACGCGUACACUAUCCCAUCACAUUUUGUUUCGAAGAAAGACUUCAGUAAUUCCUGUUCCAGCAUGUUUCAGUUGCCAAGUUUUGCGAAAGCCCUCAAAUCUGAAACUCCUGCACCAAACCAUUACAAUGCCUCUGUCUCUUGCUGCAAGCAAAGAAACAACGUCUGUGCCCGAGCCGGGUUUAUGUCCAAAACCCAGAGAGGAUUUUUCACUAUCACUGACACAGGACCUGCCCCAGGGCAUUAUAAUAUCAACGAAUCCCUCGUGAAGCAGUCGCCAAAGGUAUUGACGUCUUGUUUUAAAUCAAAAACUGGACGUGGAUUAAAACUGACAUCAACGGGCCCGGGACCUGCUUAUUACAACCCCAAUGACCACAUCAAAAUUCUGAAAAAGGCUCUUUUCCCGUUCGAAGGCUCACAGGGCUUACUUAUUCCUCAGAUGGUUCUAGAACUUCUGGAACUAACUGCCAGGUCAGUCUGCCUGUCGCCAUCUGAGGCCUCACCCGGGUAUAGUCCUCUGCAGGCAGGAUUGGCCACUGGGCGGGCUGGCCUGCAGAAGACCCCUCCAAAGAGGUCAGGCAGGUGGUCAGGCUCAUACCCACAGUGGGUCAGACGUCCAGGCAACCCGGGAGACUGACAACAUUGGGCAUAUACUCUGACCAUCAGUCCAGGACAAGGAGAUGGGGUGGGGGGAGAGGAGCAGGAGAUGAACCUUCCGUGCCAGACUUAGGAUCUGGAGGAGGGAUCCAGACCUCAGGUGGAAUCCACUGGAGAAGUCCCUUCUGCCCUUCGGUUCUUGGGUUCUGCAGGUUGACCCUUCACAGGCUCCAGGGCUCAAAACCGGGGCAGGAUAGUCUCCAGGAACACGCUCUCUCUGAACACCAGGGACUUACCGCCUCCGGGCUGGCUCAGGGCACCCCUGCACACCUUCCCUUACUGUCCCGACGAAGAGAGUGGGUAAGAGGACAGGCUUCGGAGUCAGCAGACCUGGGCGUGAGUCACGGCUCUGUCCCUUUCUUCUCUCCGAGCCUGUCUCCCUGUUAUGAAGCGGGGAUAAGAGUCUCGUCUCGUAGGGCUUCUGUGAGGGUUAGACGAGAAAUGUUAUCGUUAGAGCUGCUGCUGUUCCGUAUCCCACAGGCAUAUGAGCGUACAGGGGACGGCUGUUGCUUGGCGCGAGCCGCUCAGGCUCCUAGCUCGAAUCUGGAAGCUUCUUUGAGGAAAUGGUGAGAAGGAGAGUGGAGAAUACUCAGCGUUGAACCGCUUGCCCCAGAGAAGUGCCGUGUGGCCUUUGCUGAAGUUUGAACGAGCGGUUCGGGAUAAUUCCCAUCUCACGGCAUUUGUGUCUGUUAGUCAACAGGCCCUGUAGGUUUCUGGGUCUGUGCCGGAGGCCGUGGGGGUGCUCGGGUGAACAGGGCACUGUACACGCCUUUAGCUAGGCUCACCUGGGAACAACUCCAGAGCAAGGCAGAGGAGGGGUAGCAGAAUGCUAGAGCAUAUGGCCCCAAGGUUGUGUGGCCACACAGAUCCCGAGAGCAGUCUUUCCAGCAGGUGCAGUGCGGCGGUGCUGGUGUGUCUGGGGGUGUCUGGGGAAUCACUGGCUCUCUGUGGGGCUUUGCGAGUGACAGAUCUUUGGUUAAUAAGUCUAGGAAGCCCUGCAUAUGAGCCCUGUACCUCUGGGAGCAUCACUGUGUGCAUGGCCUGAUUAAAGGCUCUGAGAUGUCCCGACGUAAAACAAAAACAACAACAACAACACCCCAAAACCCUACUAAACCCAGUGUCUCUUAAACUUGGGUUCACCCUGGUGAGUAGAUAGACCCCCCACUUGGGUUCACCCUGGUGAGUGGAUGGUGCCCUGGCCAGGACAUUUGGUUAACAGCCCCUAUGGUCUAGGUGGCUCUCGGCACCUCCCUCGGCCUUCGUUUCAUCAUGUGGGAAAAGGGGGUAUGUCUCUUCGUUUCCAACACUCCACGACUCUGUGUUUGCUCACCAUGGCAUUCAGGAGAGCAUAUUGGGGGCAGUGAAUGUAGAACCAGCCUGGACUCCCAAAGGAGGCCCAAAAUAUAUAAACAUUAAAAAAUGAAAUUUUUUAAUGUUUGUUUAUUUUUGAGAGAGAGAGAGAGACAGAGAGAGAGAG